This is a messenger RNA of Penicillium canariense, 1500 nucleotides long. Its product is annotated as MFS transporter. The transcript is spliced from 4 exons. Bases 1 to 1500 code for a protein of 499 amino acids. Gene Ontology annotation, biological process: transmembrane transport. The record is from RefSeq and is a predicted model, not a curated record. Gene Ontology annotation, molecular function: transmembrane transporter activity. NCBI's taxonomy places the organism in Eukaryota, Fungi, Ascomycota, Eurotiomycetes, Eurotiales, Aspergillaceae.
AUGUUCGUGAUGAUCACAUAUGAAAACGUCUUCCUCCGAUGGUUCCUUUCACUAAUUCACAUAGCACAGACCCUGGACGAGAUUGGUUGGACACCAUAUCACUUGAAAUUGUUCUUUCUUAAUGGCUUUGGGUAUGCCGUGGACGCUUUACAACUUUCACUCCAAGGAAUCAUCGCCACACAGGCAGUCUACGAAUUUCAACCUUCCUACGAAACGGGCCUCACAAUCGCAGUGUACACCGGGAUGCUUGUCGGUGCCCUGUUUUGGGGCCUUAGCGCUGACAUCUUCGGACGGAAGGUCGCCUUCAACGUGUCACUCUUCAUCUGUGCGGUUUUCACCAUCGUCGCCGGCGCAGCUCCCAACUGGGGUUCGCUUGGAUUCUUCAUUGCCCUCUCAGCAUUCGGUGCUGGUGGAAAUCUAGUUCUCGAUACUACGGUCUUCUUGGAAUAUUUACCCUCCAACAAGCAAUGGCUUGUAAUCUGGCUUGCUGCUUGGUGGGGAGUUGGAUGUACGAUCGCAGGGUUGGUUGCUUGGGGUUUUAUGCUUCCUGAUGUGUGGCAAUCUAUAGCCAACUACAGCUGUUCCAACCCAAAUGCGGCACCAUUUACACCUUGCACCAAGGCCAACAACAGCGGCUGGAGGUAUCUGAUGUACACCAUGGGAGCAAUGAUAUUCGCCAUGAGUCUUGCUCGAGUCACAGUUAUCCGUCUCAAGGAAACUCCGAAAUUCCUUCUCGGACAAGGCGAGGAUGCGAAAGUGAUAGAGGGUUUCCAAGAGUUGGCAUCGAAAUACGACCGGCCAUGUUCCCUGACCGUGGAGCAGCUUGAAGCAUGUGGUACUAUCAGCUCCGCUCACUCAAAAUCUAGAUUCUCCAUCGGUGAAUUUUGGAUCCAUAUCCGAAGUUUAUUUAUGACGAAAGAGGUGGCCUUCACGACUCUUCUCAUCUGGUUGUCGUGGUCUAUGAUUGGACUUGCGUACCCCUUGUUCAAUGUAUUCUUGCCCUCGUAUCUCGCUAGUCGUGGUAUUGAAUUCGGUAUCACCAGUACAUAUGAGACUUGGAGAAAUUACGCUCUAGUCCAAGUCUGUGGUAUCUUUGGACCUAUGAUUGGUGGUCACAUGGCAAAUUGGCGGUUCUUAGGGCGUCGUUAUACGAUGAUUAUUGGUGCCGUUAUUACCAUGGCCUUCUUCUUUGCCUACUCUCAGGUCACUUCUCAAGUUGAGAAUAUCACGUACAGCUGCGUCAUAUCUUUCACUCUAGAGAUAUAUUACGGUACACUAUAUGGAUAUACAGCCGAGGUGCUACCAUCUGCUCAUAGAGCCACGGGCAAUGGUAUUGCAGUGGCUUUCGGCAGGCUUAUGGGCGUAAUGUCAGCUGUUAUUGCUACCGUUGCAAACACGGCAACUACAGGACCCAUUUUCAUAUGUGGUGCAUUGUAUGGUGGUCUUGCUAUUUGUGCAUUCUUGUUUCCAUUUGAACCAUAUGGUAGACGAGCCUCUUAG